ACAGAGAGGAUCGCCCCCGGUCGUUGCAUUAUUAAGAUUUUACACUCAGCCUGAACUCCAGUUGCAAAGUUCUUUCAUAUUACGUGGUGCUGUUCAGGUGCCUCCUGUGCGUUUUCUCUCAUAUCUGUGAUGUGUUAUUUAUAAUUCGUGCGUUGGUUUAUGUGUUUCCGCAUCAUGGCGUUAGGAGUAGAUCAAAACUGUGAAGUUUCUUCGCCAACCGAGCUGAAGAGCGAGAAAAAAUCGACUGUGCGCGAGGGGAAGGCGAUGGGUUCGCGGCGUAUUUUUUCCGUUAAGUUCAAACUUCAAGUGCUAGAUUCAUUUCAUAAGGAUGCCGAUUGCCAAGGGAAUCAAAGGGCAACGGCCCGAAAGUACGGAAUUCAUCGUCGACAAGUGCAAAAGUGGCUCCAAAUGGAGAAUAGUCUUCGUUCGACAGCUCAAAGCACUGUUAUCUGUGACGGGAUUAAUAGCGGAGGGACGCAGGCAGUGGCCUUGAACCUGUGUCCGUCCAGACAGCGCGACGCCAGCUCCGUCGCCUCGACUCUGUCCAAUACGAAAGACUCCUCGGCGCCCGGCUUCUGCUCCGGCCCCGCGUCCACCAGCUCGAACGCCUCCACGUCCGCCUCUUCUGAUUCCGAGGGAUACAUUAAUGUCGAUGGUUUUUCCGACGACGAAGACGAUCUCGACGAUAGUUGUAGCAGCAUUUCUUCCACCUCGGUCUCGGACAAAGCCCUCGACUUCACUUGUGCUGCACUCAGUAAGCGAAAAUUUUAUUCAGUUGAUUUUAAACUUCAGGUUCUUGACAGUUUCCAUCAUGAUGAAUCGUGUCAUAAAAAUCAACGAGCCACCGCUCGCAAAUUCGGAGUCCACCAUAGACAGAUUCAGAAAUGGCUCAACAAAGAACAGCUUCUUCGCAAUGAGAUCCUACUGCGAUCAAACAGGAGAACUGUUCUAGGCAAACCUCAAUUUUCCAAAUGUACCUCUCCCGCUAGUGGAUGUCUCGAUCUGUCGAAUCACAAGCGGUCAAUUAGGUCCCGGUCAGUUGAUGAGCCUGCACCCAAGCGAAAGCCGUUAUUGAGUUGCUGCCGCCCUGAAGACCAUAGUAAUAUUGUCUCUACAACAGGCACCAAUGAAACGCUGCGUUUGAUUAAAAGUGAGCCUCAUAUCCAAGCUUGCUCAACCCCGGAGGUCUCAAGCUCAGCUGAUUUAUACUGUCCUAGCUCAGUGUUUCCAUACUCUGGUGUGGCCUUACGCUCAAGUUUUUCAAUCAUGAGUCCAUCUGAGUAUCCAACGUAUGAUCCAAAUUCGUGGCCUUUCUAUUACCCAUCUGCAAUGAGACAGCAACCAGAGAAGCCACUGCCUAGGCGGCCAUCACCUCUAGAUCUGAAAGUAGGGAGUGCUUGGCUCCCCGAGUUUCAAUCGUAUCUCCCUAAUUUUCUCCCCAAAUUGGAUCUCCAGUCUUCGCCUCACCUAAAAUAUGCUGAAUUUAGGCAGAUUAGUGCAGAUGGUUUCAAGUUAUUCACUGCCUCUGCAACUAGUUAUUCCAUGUUUAGCUGAAAUGUUUUUGUUUUAAGUUAAAAUAACAUUGUGACUUUUUUUUUAUCUUUUUUAAGCCAACAAAUUUUGGAGGAAUUACUUAAAUUCUAUACUUGGUAUAUGCUCCGACCUGACUUUAAUUUUUUUUUUUUGCUGUCUUGGAAUUGAGGAAUACUUUGACAAAGGGCAGCAAGCAUAGGGCCUAGUUUCUAGAAAUACUUUUUCGAAAGUCUAAAACGUAGGUCUUCAAAACUCGGAAAAAUGUUUUAUAAACUCUGAAAUCAGAUUUUUGUGUUACAUUUGAAAAUCAUUACCUCAGAGCCAAAAUUUCAACUUUCUAGCAGGAUAAAUUUAAUCGAGAAAUGGCAAGUAUCAAAUGAGGAUCUAUAUAUCAUUUUACCGGAAAACACCUUUUCUGCAGAAUAUAUCCAAAGCUUGCUCCUUUUCUCACAAAUAUUUUACCCUUAACCAUGUUCAAACUAUCUUUUCCUUGACACGUCACAUUGUAAGGAUUAGAAAUUUUGAUUACCGCCAAAAGAUAGUGAACUGCCGUAGAACACUUGAUUAUCGCCUGUUAUUCAUCAACAAGUGUCUCGGUUAAAAAGCCACAAACUUGGGAUAGGUAAUAUUGAAAGGAUUCAGAAUAUGUAGGUAUCCUCUGUUACAAGAGCUUGAGCUGCCGUGUGCCUUUUUAUCGAAAUAUUCCUCAAUUUUCAAUUCACAUAAGUUUCUUCAUAUCUGCUCAUGAUAUUUUAUGCGAAUGCUCAUAAAUAUCACUGUAAAUAUUUCUAUUAUAAUGAAGAAUGACAUUGUUGUGAAUUUUGUUCAAGACGAACUGGUUCCCAUAUUCUUGCCUUUGCCAAGCGAGUAGAAAGUCAGUGAACUAUGUUGGUGUCUGCAGACUGAAUCUAUUCUAAAAUUUAAUUUCUUCCUGUUUCCUGUUUCUCCUCAAUCAGGUGCUGACUAUAUGAAUUUGUCAUAUUGUACAUAUAAGUAAUUAUAAUUUUAUUUAUUUUUUAUUUAAGGCUGAGGCACUUAGCCGCAGCAGUAUCUCUUUAAAACUCAAUUUCAAGUUCCCCCAAACUUUCAAACUUCCACUGAGCCAGGCAUUAAGUCUGCCCUCAUUUUUUUUGACAGUUUUCCCUUUUUUCCAUUGAACUGUUGAUGAUAAUGAUCAUCAGGUUUCUUGUCCUGAAAGGAAUUUUACUAUUCAGAUAAUCAUAUGCUCCCUUAGGGAUCAAGUUCCCUUCAUAAUGCAAAAAGAGUCUGUACGAAAUUGCAUCAUAUUGAAUUAUUCUCAGGAGUCGCCUCCGUUUCACUUUUUUUUUUUUUUUUUUUUUUUUUUUUUUUUUUUUUUUUUUUUUUUUAAUACAAAACUUUUAACUGAACCGUCACCAAUACACAUUUCUUUUUUUUGAUGUAAUGCUGAUGCAUGAUUUCACUAUUCUGCGAAAAAAAUUUUCUGUUUAAGAAGGAACAUAUCUUGACAAUCUCUUCCUCUCCCUCUCCCUCCUUCUGGCAUAAGCUUAAAAAUUGUCUUAUUAUCAGAAAAAGGUAACAAAGGCAGCUUUAUACUCCUAAAAAAAUUAAUAAUUUAACGUAAUAAUUAUAAAUAAAUACUCAGUAAAAUGACAAAAGGGGCAAUGACCCCUAAGAAUCACUCUAUUUUGCUCAACAGUAAGAAGUCUUCUCUCGCAUUAUGGCGCUGACUUCUCAGGGGGCUGGAUAAAAAUUCUAGAGUCAAAUUUCUCCAAGGACAUCCUGAUGGAUCGUAUUUAUCAACCGAACGAAAAUGUAGUCAAUUGUGUUCAAGGCUCAUGCAAUUGAAAUUAAAUUCGAUUUUCUGUGAGUGAACCGUACUUUAAAUUUGAAUUUACUAUCAUAAAAUCCAAUUACUGAAAUUCCUUGCACAUUGGUUACAAGACUUAAAAUCCAUUUUCAAUGUUAUACUUGCCUUCAAAGGAAUGCUUUAUCUGAUCAUGAGCAAAUGCUGAAUGUAUUAAACUGGAUCUCCUAACAAAUUUUUGCUGAUGUCAAUGUAUUGAUAUUGUCUCCAUCCGUGCACGUAUUGAUUCAAAUUCACACAUUUUUGUCAGCCUAUCUAGUCAGUUUUGUAGCUUAAAAGAAAACUUACUUCCUCUUUAAAGAGAGCAUUCAUACAGAGAAGUGAGUAUCUUGUUCUAUAGAAAUCAAGGCAGCUCCAAACAUUCACUUUGACAGGCAACAUAUUCUAAUUGACCCAUUGUCUCUAAACAUUUAAUAUUGAGCAUAAUUCCCUCCCUCUUUUUUACCAUGUACCUAUGAAGAACUUAUCAUUGAUGUUUCAGAACAAAAAUUCUUGUUAAAAAAUUUUAAUUGCUAUAAAGAUAGAGUAAUUUUUACUCCGUGAUUCGAUUGUCCAUUUUCAUAAUUUAUGUCUCUUCAAUUUUUGUCACUACCAUAUGCUGCUGAAUAGAGCUGUCUGAAAGCUGAAGCAUCUUAGGGUCUUACUUCUAGAAUUUUUGUGUGAAGCAUUUUUGCGUUUUUGACAUGAUCGCAGGCAUGUAUAAAGCAACAUCUGUAAACUCAAAUUGUAUUACUUGUUAUUUUUUUAUUUAUUGAAGAGCUAAGAUGUACAGACAGCUUUAUCUUGAAUCAGCUUAAUUGUAUUACAUGACUCAUAUUACAAUAAUAGAGAAAACAUCAAUCUGCCUUGAAAUUUUAAAGGCAUCAUGCUGUGCAGAUUUGGUUGUAAGAAAGAACUAGUGGUCUGAUUAUUGAAAUUGACAUACAAAGGAUAAAUGGAGAGAUCCUGUCAGUUAAAAUGGGUGGUUCUCAUAGAACAAGGAGGAAAAUGAUGGACCAACUAUGGAGUGUCUCAAGGGUUGCUGCUCGUUAGUCUAUUACUUACCUCUUUUGUCCAUUGCUACCACCCGCUUCCACCAAAAGGAUUGCUUCAUUUUCUCUUUGUCUAUUGCUUUGUUUAUCAAUGUCAAUAAUCAAUACGCAUGAGAGGAAAAUGCGCAACAUGACUUGAAGCCAGGCUGAUUCUCCUCAUAUCAGUAAUCGGUCUGAGUCAUGCACUUAAAUCUACUAAGUUCAUCUUAAAUGCUAACACUUUUACUUCCAUGUGUGAGUGCCAAUUUCGGGCAAAACGUUUUUAUACCUACCAACGAUUAAGCUGCCUGAAAGAUUUAUUCCUGGAACCCUUUAAAUUCUUUGUGGUCUUUUUUUCUGAAUAAAAAUCAUUGAUUAUAAAGUGCCUUCAGUUGAGAUUGAUUUUUGGUUCAAGUUUUAAUUUUAUUUUAAUUUUUUGUGCCUUAAUCAAGUGUUAAGAUAUUAUCUUAUUUGUAAUGACAUACUUGUAUUUAAACGAUGUACCAGCUGAAUGAAAUUAAGGGGCACUCAUAUCAAUUCCCUAACACCUUUACAAUACACCUACAUUUUUGUUGUAUCCCUCAUAAGAUAGAGCAGAUUUCUCAAGUUAUUUCCCUCAUUGUUAAUGAUUGCAAAUUCGUAAUACAUAUUCUCAUCUAUCGCCGCCUACAGUAUGUAUCAGCUAACUAUUGUUUUGAGUUUUUCAAUGUUGUAGUUAAGUUUGAAAUAUUUUUGUAUUCUAACUGAGUUUUAGUUGUCUUCCAUUCGCGAGAGUUUGCCUAACAAUGACUGACAUUUUUAUUUCUGAAGAGCAUAAACUUUCCUUUUGUUUGUAAAAGCUAGCCUUUUUCUUUGAAUUCUUCUUUUUGUUUUUUUUUCACUAACGAAAAUUUCCAGUGCCUGAAAUUGAAAGUUUGCUGUAUGUGUCACUUUCUACUCUCAGUCAACAUCUGGAAUAUUUACGAAUACAUAAGGAAUGUAUGCAUUGAUAUUUGAUAGUUCUCGAACUGAGGCCUCUUUGAGAAAGGAAAUUACAUAACAAUGCCUAGGCUUCUGUCAAUUCCUACUUAGGGUAAAUGGUAUUGGUUCUAUUCAUAGUUAUUUCUCAGACAUUGAGGCCUCCUAACCAACGUAAUUCUCAAGGUCUAAGUAGGUGUUGAAUUUUUACAAAGGACGAGGAAUAUGUCCCUUAAAGUGGCUCUGCAUUGUAAGUGAGCGAAACACUCUUUCCAUAAGCAAGUUAUAAUCGUUCAAAUUUUUGUUAGAAUAAUAGUUUUGCUUUUGAAUUCCAGCCAAAAAAGCAAAGACAUAAAGUAGGAGCACAUUUUAGCAUUUAUCUUAGCUGAAUUCUUCUGAAACCUCUGAACCAAGACUGAGAUCCUAAGGUUGAUCACAAAGAUCUCCAUUCCAUAUGAUAAAUCAAAUGCAGUACUCUGUGUUUUGCUGCACUUACAAUUAGCCUCACUGUAAAGGUUUCACAAGAGAUUUUCUGGAAAUAGAUAAUUGGAAUGUAAUUCUACAUUUGAUUGAUUUCAUGUCUAAAACGGGAAACUUGUAUUUUAAGAAAAUUGUGUUUACUUGCUUCACAGAAUCACCUCAACAUAUUCUUACACUUUGUUGUAUCUCAAUUUUUUUUUUUUUUUAUUGUGCGGACACAAACUUUGAUCCUAUACUCAAUUCACUACAAACAUUAUGGCUGCAAUAGCUCGACAGCAUUGGAAUGUUCUUCCAAAAAAAUGCUACAAAAAAAAGUAGCUGAAUGUGCUUAAUGCUCUAAAAUGCUACAUCCAGUGCAAGUAAUUCUGUAUUCAGAUCUAGAUCAUAGUUGAAUCCUCUGCUCUGUUAACCGAAAAGUAGGACUAUGAACCAAGGCCAGGCUAACUUUCUUCACAUUGUUAUAUCAACCUUAGUAUUACAUUGGUAAUAGUAAUGUUUGCUUUAAGAUCAUAUAAAAUUGAAAUAUUUUAUAUCCUCUAUCAAAUUUUAUUUUUGCAGCAAAAAAAUUCUAAGCAAUAAUAUUACUUCAAUGCCUAACUGUCGCAUUAGACAAUGUGCGCAUGAUUUUAUGUUGAUUUUUUUCAUUACGAAUUCAUCGAACCCUAAGUUCUCCAGGGUUGAAUAAAUCCUCAGUCUGCAAAUUUUGAACUCUGAGGGUUGCUGUUGUAGGUAGAUGUUUUAUUUUUCAAGUACUACCUUUUAUAAUUCUCUAGGUCAAUUUGCAAUUGGAAACUCUGAAUUCAAAACUCUGGUUUCUGUCUGUGGCCAUUACUUCUAAUUUUCGUUAGAUGUAGACUAAUUUAUAUUUCAAAUGGAUCCUUCCCUUGGGAUUCCUUUCCAUUUAUAUUCAGUAUUUUUCUUAUUAUUAUUCUUCGCAUGUUUCCUCCGAUGCCAGCCUUGAUUAAUUCUAAAAUGUUUAUCGGCAGAUUCCUUUACUUUUCAGCUCUUGAAUAUUUGAAAACUUGUCAAUAUUCCUGUAUUUUUACUCUCCAGCAUUUAUUUUAAAUGUCUUAAUUUUAGUCAAAAUCUGAGAAUAGGUACUUGGAAACUGAGGCGAGUGACCUAGAAAAUUUUCUUCCUUCCAAGAAACCUAACAGAAAGAUGACAUGGUUUGUCUUAGCAGAAUUUUUUUAUUUCUUUUUAGUUUAUUUUCCGAAGGAAAUGCGCUAUCUCCCUCUUCAUUCUUCUUUUUUCAUUCUGACAGUACUUCAAGGAUACAUUAAAUAGUGCUAAUGUGUUAAUAUUCAAAACAUAAAAGUUAGCAAUGUACAGAAAAUACAAUGAUUGUGAGUUUACUUUAGUCGUAACGCAAUAAAUUAGGAAUUGCCAUCCCUUCUGACUAACACAAUCCACUGGCAAAUUCUGAAAAAUAAACUUUUCAUUUAAACAAAUUCAUUUUCUCCUUUCAUUAAUUUUAGCGUUUAGUCAUUUUUUUAAGACUAGAGAGUCUUAACUCGUUCGACUGAUUUGCUCUCAUAGAACAGAUAUUUGGGCAAUGUGAAGAAGUACUGUCAGUCCCAUCAUUUCCCCUUUUUAUGGACUGACUUUUAAUUUUUAGUAAGUAGUAUUGUUCCAUGUAUAAGUUCCAUCUGUACAGAUAAUUACAGAUUCAAAAGAAAGACAAUAUAUAUUUAUUUUGUACAUUUUUUGUAGAAAUCCUUUUCUUUUCAUUUUUUCUCCAAAGUAAAGAUUGUUUAAUUUUCUUGAAGACGAAAUUCUACAUUUAUUCAUUUUGUUAUCAGUGUGUACCAUACAAAAUUUAAUUUAUAUUUUAACAACUUGUUUAAAGAAAAAAAAGUUAAUUACCACAUUAAAUUGUUACUUCAUAAA
Molecule: messenger RNA, 7716 nt
Organism: Bemisia tabaci
Lineage: Eukaryota; Metazoa; Arthropoda; Insecta; Hemiptera; Aleyrodidae
Gene: brk
Product: transcriptional repressor brinker
Source: RefSeq, a predicted model, not a curated record